Messenger RNA from Pyricularia grisea, 222 nucleotides. RefSeq lists its product as uncharacterized. The coding region runs from base 1 to 222 and encodes 73 amino acids. The record is from RefSeq and is a predicted model, not a curated record. The transcript has a single exon. Lineage: Eukaryota; Fungi; Ascomycota; Sordariomycetes; Magnaporthales; Pyriculariaceae.
AUGCAGUUCUCCAAGAUCCUCGCUAUCUUCGCCGUUGGCGUUAGCGCCGCAGCUGCCACCGGAAGGUUCCAGGGCAACUAUGGGAACCACGCCGCCGCUCGCUUCACCGGCGGCCGUCGCGAGGGCAAUCCUUCCACCGACGGCCAGGACACCACUGGCGACGGCGGUGACACCGACGACACCGCCUCCAGCAGGCGCCCCAGGGGCGGCCGCAGGCAGUAA